GAACCAUUCCUCUCCGUUUACAGCCUCAAAUAUGGUCAUCACCGCUUGACGAGUGCAGCUGAUUGGCUGAUCAGAUCGACGGUGACAAAUAGCAAAUUUACGCAUUUACCCUUCUUUUCUCUCUCUCUCUCUCGCACAGCCAUAAACACCCACACCAACACACAUUCUCUGCUGUGAAUCUAUGGGUGCUCCGAAGAAGCCUCUGAUUCUAAUUCUGCUUAUAUUUUUCUAUUUUCUUAUAUGCGAAAUUGUCGCUGAAGGCGUCACCAGGGAGCAAGCUAAGCAGCUCAGAGAUGAGGUGCGUGAUAUGUUUUAUCAUGCUUUUGAUGGAUACAUGGAGCAUGCAUUUCCACACGAUGAGUUGAAGCCUUUAUCAUGUGGAGGAGAAGAUACACUUGGAGGAUAUGCAUUAACUUUGAUUGAUUCAUUGGACACACUGGCUUUGCUUGGCGAUCAAGAGCGCUUUUCUACAUCGGUUGAAUGGAUUGGUAAAAUUCUUCGAUUUGAUAUUAAUAAGACUGUAUCUGUGUUUGAAACAACAAUAAGAAUACUUGGAGGCCUACUCUCUGCUCAUCUCAUUGCCAGCGAUUAUAAGACGGGAAUGAGUGUACCCUCAUAUGAUGAUGAAUUACUUCACUUGGCGGAGGAUUUAGCCCGUAGAAUGCUACCAGCAUUCGAUACUCCUACCGUUCCAAGUGAAUCUGAGUGCGUAAAGUUCUUUUACGAAGUUUUUGAGCAUUUUUCUGUUCUCUUAGCAUUAUUUGUUUUCAAACACCGCUUCACGCGCAAGCUCACUUGGCUGAUAACAUCAACAGCUGGAGGUGGGACCCUGACUUUGGAAUUUGGGGUGCUUAGUCGCUUGACAAAUGAUCCUAUUUUUGAACAAGUCACGAAGAAUGCAGUUCGAGGACUCUGGGCUCGUCGUUCAAGGAUUAACCUUGUUGGUGCCCAUAUUGAUGUCUUCUCUGGUGAAUGGACUCAGAAGGAUGCUGGAAUAGGAACGAGUAUAGACUCUUUUUACGAGUAUCUACUGAAGGCUUAUUUAUUAUUUGGUGAUGAAGAGUAUCUUUUCAUUUUCCAAGAAGCAUACAAGGCUGCAAUGCUCUAUCUUUUUAAGGACCCUUGGUAUGUGGAGGUAAACAUGAAUUCUGCUGCCCUUGUUUGGCCAUUAUUCAAUAGCCUUCAGGCUUUCUGGCCUGGUCUUCAGGUCAUUACUUUCUCUUAUCCCUUCUUUUCUUGGUCCUGGCUGGAGAUAUUGAUCCUGCAAUUAGAACUCAUGCUGCCUUCUUUAGUGUCUGGAAACGGUAUAAUUUCACUCCAGAGGGUUUCAAUCUGGCCACUUCCAAAGUUCAGGUAG
Striga asiatica is the source of this 1357-nucleotide messenger RNA. The record is from the annotation of a GenBank genome assembly. NCBI's taxonomy places the organism in Eukaryota, Viridiplantae, Streptophyta, Magnoliopsida, Lamiales, Orobanchaceae.